Messenger RNA from Pelmatolapia mariae (spotted tilapia), 1061 nucleotides. RefSeq names its product DNA meiotic recombinase 1 (gene dmc1). Gene Ontology annotation, biological process: DNA repair; reciprocal meiotic recombination; DNA recombinase assembly. The transcript has 13 exons. The record is from RefSeq and is a predicted model, not a curated record. Bases 1 to 1029 code for a protein of 342 amino acids. Gene Ontology annotation, cellular component: nucleus; condensed nuclear chromosome. Gene Ontology annotation, molecular function: DNA strand exchange activity; single-stranded DNA binding; double-stranded DNA binding. NCBI's taxonomy places the organism in Eukaryota, Metazoa, Chordata, Actinopteri, Cichliformes, Cichlidae.
AUGAAAGUUGCAGAGGAUCAAGUUGUUGAAGAUGAUUCUAGUUUCCAGGAUGAUGAGGAGUCUUUCUUCCAAGACAUUGAUCUCCUGCAGAAACACGGGAUAAACAUGGCAGACAUCAAAAAGCUGAAGUCAGUGGGCAUCUGCACUGUUAAGGGCAUCCAGAUGACUACCCGCAAAGCUCUGUGUAACAUCAAGGGCCUGUCAGAAGCAAAAGUGGAAAAAAUCAAGGAAGCUGCUGGAAAAAUGCUGAAUGUCGGUUUCCAGACGGCCUUUGAAUACAGCGCAAGGAGGAAGCAGGUGUUCCACGUCACAACUGGGAGCCAAGAGUUUGAUAAAUUGCUGGGUGGAGGUGUAGAGAGUAUGGCGAUCACAGAGGCCUUUGGAGAGUUUCGCACAGGAAAAACCCAGCUGUCUCACACGCUCUGUGUCACUGCUCAGUUGCCGGGCGAGGACGGAUACUCGGGCGGAAAAGUAAUCUUCAUUGACACAGAGAACACCUUUCGCCCGGACAGACUGAGAGACAUCGCUGACAGGUUUAACGUGGACCAUGAUGCCGUGCUGGACAACGUGCUUUACGCCCGAGCCUACACUAGUGAACACCAGAUGGAGCUGUUGGACUUUGUAGCAGCCAAAUUUCAUGAAGAAGGAGGCGUGUUCAAGCUGUUGAUUAUCGACUCCAUCAUGGCUCUGUUCAGAGUGGACUUCUCUGGCAGAGGGGAGCUCGCUGAGCGGCAGCAGAAACUGGCCCAGAUGCUUUCAAGGCUGCAGAAAAUCUCUGAAGAGUACAACGUAGCUGUGUUUAUUACCAACCAAAUGACAGCUGAUCCUGGAGCCGGAAUGACGUUUCAAGCUGAUCCCAAGAAGCCAAUUGGUGGGCACAUCCUGGCCCACGCUUCCACCACACGCAUCAGUUUGAGGAAGGGGCGUGGGGAGAUGAGAAUUGCCAAGAUAUUUGACAGUCCUGAUAUGCCUGAGAAUGAGGCUACGUUUGCCAUCUCUGCUGGAGGAGUUACUGAUGCCAAAGAUUGAAGUAUAAUUAAAGGAAAAGAUGAGACUUGCAU